Messenger RNA from Nelumbo nucifera (sacred lotus), 1786 nucleotides. RefSeq names its product cold-responsive protein kinase 1-like. NCBI's taxonomy places the organism in Eukaryota, Viridiplantae, Streptophyta, Magnoliopsida, Proteales, Nelumbonaceae. The record is from RefSeq and is a predicted model, not a curated record. Gene Ontology annotation, biological process: protein phosphorylation; carboxylic acid metabolic process. Gene Ontology annotation, molecular function: acyltransferase activity, acyl groups converted into alkyl on transfer; protein kinase activity; ATP binding.
UGAUGUGCGGCCUCAGUCCAGAAGCCAGAGAAGCAGGAGAAGGGCGUCUCUUUCUGGGUUUUGCUUUGUUGAUAGACUCUCUUAACUCUCAUAUACAUCAUACAACAUACAUACAAGUACUUUUUAGACGUCUUGACCCUCCCCUUCUGUAUUGCGUUUUCAACUCCAGAGAAGAAGUACACACGUCUCAGAUUUAAGGGAGAUGGACAGAACCAUAAUCCAUACAACCACUCGAAUCAGGUCUUCUUCUUCUUCUUCUACUUGCUCUGACCAAUCCAUCCUUUGUCAUUCUCGUAUUCGCUCUCUCAAAUCCAGUCGAUUCCAUCACGGUUCCUUGCGUUUCUGUGGUUCCAUGUCCCAGUUGCUCUUGGUGUUGGGGGCCUGAAUGCUUUGAUUGAUAAUUGAUUACUUGGGUUUUGUGUUGAAGAGGAUACUCAUUGCUGGGGUUGUGGGCUUCUUCUAAAUUAGUAGCGAUGAAACUGUCUUGCUUUGGUGCGUUUAAGUCAUGUAAGAGGAAGAAUGUUCACUCUCCAACACAGACAGAAGAGAUCGUUGCCAGCAAUGUACGUCUCUUUUCCUACAAGUCAUUGCUCUCUGCAACAGGGAGCUUCCAUCCGUCAAAUCGUGUAGGUGGAGGUGGCUUUGGAAUUGUUUAUAAGGGAGUUUUAAGAGAUGGAACCCAAGUUGCAGUUAAGUCCCUCUCUGCCGAGUCAAAACAAGGAAUACGUGAGUUCUUGACUGAAAUUGACAUGAUAUCAAAUGUCAAACAUCCAAAUCUUGUCCAACUAAUUGGUUGCUGUAUUGAGGGCACUAAUCGGAUGUUAGUCUAUGUGUAUAUGGAGAACAACAGCCUUGCACAUAUUUUACUUGGUUCAAAGAGUAAACAUGUUCUUCUGGAUUGGCCUACAAGAGCUGCUAUCUGUGUGGGUACAGCUCAUGGUCUUGCAUUUCUUCAUGAGGAAGCUAAACCACAUAUUGUACACCGUGAUAUCAAGGCUAGUAAUAUACUGCUCGACAAAAACUUUCAACCUAAAAUUGGAGACUUUGGGUUGGCAAAACUUUUUCCAGACAACAUCACUCAUCUUAGUACACAAGUUGCUGGAACAGAGGGUUAUUUGGCUCCCGAGUAUGCAUUGUUAGGGCAGCUAACAAAGAAGGCUGAUAUUUACAGUUUCGGUGUUCUAAUACUUGAAAUAGUCAGUGGCAGAAGUAAUUCAAAGGCAGCAUUUGGAGAGGAUCUGAAGGUCCUUGUAGAAUGGACAUGGAAACUGAAAGAGGAAGGUCGGCUCUUGGACAUUGUUGAUCCAGAACUACUCGAGUAUCCAGAGGAUGAGGUGGCACGGUACAUAAAGGUUGCAUUGUUUUGCACCCAAGCACCACCACAACAGAGACCUUCCAUGAAGAGGGUUCUGGAGAUGCUUUCGGGAGAAGUGGACCUCAAUUUGAAGACAUUAAUCCAGCCAGAUGUGUACAAGAAAAAUACAACCCGAGACUCAGCUAGUUGUUCACAGGGGAGCUCUUCUUCCCCAUGGCGCAAAGACAAACAAUCCAUUACGUCAACCCGUUUAUACAGCUCUCCUCUAAGCAAGACAGAGAUGCAGCCCCGAUGAGACAGAGCCGUCUUUGUGAGAUUUUUUUUUUUCUUUUAUUUUUAUUUUUUGCCCCAUGAUUACAUGAUGACGCAUUGAUUCUUUUUGGCAGAAUCAUGCCGAAUAAAUUCUUGUUAGAGGCUUAGAAACACCGAGGUGCAUAGAAUGUCCCUAGGAAAAAUGAGAAAAAAAAAUCU